Elephantulus edwardii (Cape elephant shrew) is the source of this 1260-nucleotide messenger RNA. RefSeq names its product arsenic (+3 oxidation state) methyltransferase (gene AS3MT). Gene Ontology annotation, biological process: toxin metabolic process; arsonoacetate metabolic process. Lineage: Eukaryota; Metazoa; Chordata; Mammalia; Macroscelidea; Macroscelididae. The record is from RefSeq and is a predicted model, not a curated record. The transcript has 11 exons. The coding region runs from base 1 to 1260 and encodes 419 amino acids. Gene Ontology annotation, molecular function: arsenite methyltransferase activity. Gene Ontology annotation, cellular component: cytosol.
AUGGGCCCUCAACGGGCCCAGGUGGGCCUGCGAUGUGAGGUCAGGAGAUCCCACUUCUCUGGGGCGUCCGGGUGGAACCGCACACCCCCCCCCACCCCCCUCGAUUUACCUACUUUUAAUUCCUUCUCACCAGUGGCUGACCUCCGGAAUCUCGAGACCCUGAAGGACGUGCAGACCUACUAUGGGCAGGUGCUGAGCAAAACGGUGGACCUCAAGACCAACGCCUGUGUCACAGCAGCAAGGCCCGUUCCCAAGCAUAUCCGGGAAGCCCUGCAGAAUGUCCACGAGGAGGUGGCCUUGAGGUAUUAUGGCUGUGGGCUGGUUAUUCCCGAGUGUCUGGAAAACUGCUGGAUUUUAGACCUGGGAAGUGGAAGUGGCAGAGAUUGCUAUGCACUUAGUCAGCUGGUCGGAGAGAAGGGACACGUCACUGGCAUAGACAUGACAGAAAGUCAGGUAGAAGUGGCAAAAAAACACAUUGUCUAUCACAUGGAAAAGUAUGGCUUCCAGGCACCUAAUGUGACUUUUAUUCAUGGCUACAUAGAGAAGCUUGGAGAGGCUGGAAUCAAGAAUGAGAGUUACGAUAUUGUCAUAUCAAAUUGUGUUAUUAAUCUUGUACCUGAUAAGCAAAGAGUGCUGCAGGAGGCUUAUCGAGUGCUAAAGCAUGGUGGAGAGCUUUAUUUCAGUGAUGUCUAUGCCAGCUUUGAAAUGACAGAAGAAAUCAGGACACACAAAGUUUUAUGGGGUGAAUGCCUUGGUGGUGCUUUGUACUGGAAGGAUCUUGCCAUUCUUGCUCAAAAAAUUGGGUUCUGCCCUCCACGUUUGGUCACUGCCAACCUGAUUACAAUUGAAAACAAGGAACUGGAAAGAGUUCUUGGGGACUGUCGUUUUGUUUCUGCAACAUAUCGCCUCUUCAAACUCCCUAAGACAGGACCAGCGGAAAGAUGUCAGGUUAUUUACAAAGGAGGAAUCACGGGACAUGAAAAACAACUAAUAUUUGAUGCAAAUUUCACAUUUAAGGAAGGUGAUACUGUUGACGUAGAUGGAGAAACAGCAGCUGUCUUGAAGAAUUCACGAUUUGCGCCAGCUUUCCUGAUCAGAACAAUUGGAGAGGGCCUGCCACCAUCUGGAAAUUGUUCUGCUUUCAAAUCUAAGAAUAUCAUCACAGAUCCAUUCCAGCUUGCAGAAGAGCCUAAUAAUACCCGGUCCAGAUGUUCCCCUGGUAAUGCUGGAGGCUGCUGUGCUACAAUGAAAACCUGCUAA